Messenger RNA from Saccostrea cuccullata (small rock oyster), 1953 nucleotides. RefSeq names its product melanocortin receptor 5-like. Gene Ontology annotation, cellular component: membrane. Gene Ontology annotation, molecular function: G protein-coupled receptor activity. NCBI's taxonomy places the organism in Eukaryota, Metazoa, Mollusca, Bivalvia, Ostreida, Ostreidae. The record is from RefSeq and is a predicted model, not a curated record. Gene Ontology annotation, biological process: G protein-coupled receptor signaling pathway. Bases 1 to 1155 code for a protein of 384 amino acids. The transcript has 3 exons.
AUGCGGUCGUUACGCUUGAAUGGUUUUAUGAAGAGUAUUGGGAACUUUCUCAAAUACCUUCUCAGACAAGGACUCAAGGCGCUUGUGUCCGGUCAACAGGGGAUACCCUCUCCUUCUUUACACCUGGUCCCACCUGUGCUAUUUCCAAAGUUUUUUAUGUCCUCUUUACAGAAAAUGGACAGAAACACAACAGUUGAAAGCCUAUUUCCUUUAAGCAAGAAUUACAACAUCAGUGACUUAGAGCUGGAGGAUAACGUUACGUACAACACUUCUAGAAACAAUGAUUUUCCAACGGAAUUCUUAGUUACUUUAGUUGUUGCUACGUUAAUACUCAUAACUGGAGUGAUUGGAAACAGUUUUACAAUUAUGUUAGUUAUUGUGAAAAGAAACUUACACACGCCAACAUACACCGCCAUAGCUUGUCUUGGAAUUGCUGACCUCCUAGCAUCCUGUUCCCGAUUCGUUUUACAUUUGAACCAAUAUUUUGACUUUUUAAAUUCGAUGGAAAUUACAGUAUAUGGCAUUAUUACUUUGUUUUUCCUACAUGCAGCAAAUUUCCAUGUAGUUUUAUUUGCAUAUUUGCGUUGUAAAUUAAUUUCGUCCCCACUUCAUAGCAUUGGAAUUACGUGUCGAAAGGUUUUGAAAAUUUCCAUCGUUAUUUGGAUAGCAGGUGGUGUUGUGACGUCAGCCUACGGUACAAUAAUGAUACUUGAAAUCAAAAGUAUUGUUUCACUUGAAGACAGUUUGCUCACUGAAAUUAUAUUCUGGUCUUAUACUUACUUUUUGCCAUUAUUCCUCAUAGUUUACUUUCAUGUUAGAAAAAUAAGAACGAUGAAGCAACAUAAAUCCGAAACAACAAGAACACCGCGUUAUACACAUAUGUCUAAGUCAAUGUCUUUUAUGUUUAUUAUCAUCAUUGCCAUAUUUGUCAUCAGUACAACUCCAUCAUAUGUGCAUGUCAUCAUACAAUACAUAUGCUGGAAAGAAAAUUACCAUUCAAUUACCGGUAUUUGCAUGCAUUAUCCUUUUUCAUUAAGCUAUUCAAUCUCCUACAUUUGCGUCAUGUUAAAUAAUUGCAUAAAUCCAAUAAUUUAUUUCAUGUUUUCCCCUCCUGUCCGAAAGUUUCUGAACCGUUGUUUGUCGAUUCAGAGAUAAUUUAUUAUCAGGUGAGACAGACUUAAGCUGAAAAGACGCGUUUUCUUAUACUUACGUAUACCUCUCAAGAGAUACUUUAGGCGAUAACAGCAUAAUGGAUACUACUGUAUCAUGGCACUAAUCUAGUUUAAUGAAUUCAAUUUUUAACCCUUUUAGUAGAUAUAUGUAGGUUAUUCCAAAAGAUGUAUAUGAGUAAACAUACAUGUGGACGUAAAUAGUACGUGUGUCAUAAUUCCCUUUGAGAAUGACAAAGACUCCUAAAUAUGACAAACUCUGAAGACGGAUCUGAUAUUCUACUGUCAAAAUUACAAAAAAUUAAUGGAUUGAAAAAUAGUAUAUAACGCCGUAACAAUAACAGUUUACAGAUAUACUGACUCAAUUCAUUUUAGAAUAGAUGCUAGAUUUACUAAAAGCUAAUAAUUUUUAUAUAAGCUUGAAAUAAUAUUGAGCAUGGCAUUGCUGAAAUCUCUAACUAAACACAGCACCAGAAAUAUACCUCUACAUGAAAUGUACUCUUCCAAACAAUCCAAAAUAUUCUUGAUUGAAAUCAAAUUCAUGAACUUGAUUUGUUUCCGUUUGCAAUAAGUAGUCCUAAUCAUGGACUCGGUACAGUGUAUUAAUAUUCAAAUAUUUGAAAAUGUACAUGCUUACAUCGCAGCAACCAAACGUUUUACACUUUACACUGUACGUUACUUCUGUCAACAUUUCCUAAACGGUACAACAUUGUAAUUUUUUUUCUACUCUUUUUCUUGUUUCUUUUUAAAUAUGUUUGUCUUUUUAUUUUCAUACCUAAAUAUU